Molecule: messenger RNA, 3800 nt
Organism: Pseudocercospora fijiensis CIRAD86
Lineage: Eukaryota; Fungi; Ascomycota; Dothideomycetes; Mycosphaerellales; Mycosphaerellaceae
Exons: 1
Coding region: 448-3126 (892 amino acids)
Source: RefSeq, a predicted model, not a curated record
CGCGCCAACCGCACCCCUUUGCUGCCCUCUUCUCGUCUCUCAUUUCAUCUCUUGCGCAUACACUGAGCGCAGACAUUGGCCCAAUCUUUUUCCCAGCCAAUCGGCAGGCCGUUGCCCGAUCGUCGCUCUCCUAACGGCGGCGCGCAACGACUUUUUCGCAACCGCUGGAGCCACAGCCGUCUAUCCGCAGCGACUCGACCUUUCCGCCCACACGCCCACACGCCCUCGUUGCCCUCGGCGCAGCCUUGGAGCGUCGGCGGCGCAUCCGGACCCAAGCGCCACAGGUGCAGAGAGUCGCGCGCUUUCUGCCCUGAGCCCGCUGUCUGCUGCCACCGGAUUCAUCACCAUCACCACCCGACCCUCUCACGGAGACCACCCGUGUCACCGCGCGACAACAGCUCGCUACAGGCAUGCAAAGCAGGCCGUCGCAGUCUUGCCCCCUCCGCGAUGCCCAUAUGGCCCUUCAGACGCCGGCGAAGGGCCAGCUCCAAUAAUCCCAGUGCAACUGCCAUAGAGCAACACCCGCUAGCGCUGGCGGAGAAGGGAAACCCUCCUUCGAUGUCGACGCUCACCCACAGCCCCGGACCACGAUCCGCUACAGCCACGCCCCCCAUACCCCGACGCAAUUCACGGCGCAAUAGCAAGCGUGGUCGACCACGGCCGGCAAGCGAAGCCCAGUCGCCCGCCAGCCAGCAUCGGAAUGACCCGUCCAACAAGGAGAACGUGCCACCACUCUCAUCCGCAAGCAGGGAGGACAUCACAGCUCUGCCCUUCCAACAACGCUUGGAUCAGAGUCCACAUCUUCGACCUGUCGACCUGGAAAAGCCUCCGAUCCCAUACAAUUUUCGCCCCCAUUCCAUGUCGCAAACCAGCGUACAACGCCAAGACUCUCUGGCGAAGCUACAGAAGUCUCAAACACGUCAAUCGAAACGAAGUACGGCCGAUUAUGGGGCGCCGACGCGUAGGUUCUCUGGGAGAUCCAAACGCAAGGAUGAUACUUUGCGAGAGGAGGAGAUUCGAGCUAUGACCGCACCAAUACCAAUUCCCAAAAGACCCGGCGAUGGCCCACUUCGACGUGACAGCAAAAAGAUUCGAGGGCUUAAUGGCGACUCUCGCGUGUCAUUGCCUCCGGAAGGAUCGAUUCACUCCUCAAUGUCCGGUAUCGUGGAACAACGUGGGUGGGAAGUGGGCAGCUUUGCAGCCAUCUUCAGCCCACGUCCCGCGGUGCGGCUGUCCGGAUUGCCACAGUAUGUUUCAAAUAGCUUACCACCGAGCUCAUCCGGAUUUCUCUAUCGCAUUGACUCGCUUCGGGCGAGCGAAAAAGCGCCUGCAAACCAAGAUGGACGCGAACGCCGGAAGCGACGCACAGUUGGCAAUGAAGCCGACGAUCUUGGUGCCAGCGAUAUUAGAGCUAUCAUGGAACGAGAUGCGAAGCGUAGGGAGAAGCGACAGCAAGAGCGACAAGAGACGCUCGAGCGUAAGCUGAAAGCGAAAGCUGAAGGUCGCGAUCGUGCAGACAGCGGCAGGAAAAGACGCCCUUCAGAAGAGCGAAGACGCGUCGAACAGGCGAGAAUACGCGCUGAAGAACAGCUGCAAGCGCGUGGAGUACUUACUCCUCCAAGCGAUGUGCAUCCUGCUUUACGCGGCACUCAUCCUGAACCAGCUGGUCUCGGCAUUGACCAAACCGAAGAACUUCAGGCCUCCCAACUUGAAACAGUGCAGCCGGCAGCUCCCCAGCCCGAACCAGAGAAUCCUUUUACAGAUGCUGCUGAAGUACCACCAGCAUCACCACAACCCGGAGAUGUACCUGCCGAAGCACGGCCAACGACGGCGGAGUCUCCUGCUGAAGAGCCAUUUCUCGGAACAGCUCAGGCUGUACGCAUGUCGCAAGCAAACACGCCGCCACUGUCACCUAUAUAUGGGCAGCGAGCGAUGUCGAGCGCGUCGCAACUUGCUGAGGCACUGCGACACGAAAGCAUCUCGCAGCAGAGCAUGGCCGACCUUGCGCCCCCACCACGGAUACCCGUCGAACGUCGAAGCUCAGAUCCUCCACAGGCUCCACAGGAAAGACGCACCGGCACUUGGGCGAACAUCUUCAGGCGCGGUGGCACCUUCCGCAAAAGUGUCGCUGAGCCAAAGGAGCCGGCCCAGAGUUCGUUCUCGAACACUUCGCGUGAAUCGAUGAGGAAUCAGCCACUCCCAGCCCAUUUCGUGGGCACUGAUCCUCCCCGUCCUGGAACAUAUUUGUCAAAGUCUGGCACACCAGUUCGCACCCAGAGCAAAUUUAGAGAAGACCUCCCAGGAAUGCCAAUCUCGCCGCCUGACUCUAGAACGCAGUCUCCCGAUGUUGCAACCUCCGCCGCUGCUGCAGCCGCAUUCCGAGCACCAAUCAAAUCUGUACCACUGGACAUUCCUGUGAAAAAGCAGAGAGAUGCCGAAGGCGACGUCAUCAUGGGCAAUCGUAACGACACUCCUGUCAGCCAAAAUUUGCGCAGCCGGCAUCAGAUGUCGGGCUCGCUUGCUUCGAUCGACUCUGAAGGAUCUUGGCUAGCGAGUGGCUCUCUCAAGCGUCAGUCCCAUCAGUCAGCCUUAAGCAAGUCCUUUGCCAAGAAGAAUGCGGAAUUUACUGCCAGCUACGAGGAGCUUGGCGUCGACAAAGAUGCCGAGUACCUCAGCAGAAACACAAGCUCACGUGGUCGUGGUCUCAAUAGCCAAGAAGAAGAAAGCGAGGAAGAAACUCAGCCAGAUCCGUCGCCGGGUGAGCCAUUCACUGUCCACGAGAGCAUGCGCAGGAAACCUACGCUGGUCGAGCAUGACCCACGUCUACGGUCCCGAGAAGGGCUCGUACAAGAGUUCUCAGCACAAGAGGCAGUAGAAAUGCCAUACGAGCGCUUCGAACAUGCCGACGACUCCGACGAAUCCGAACCAGAAUCACCACAGGCACAAAUCGAGCGCGCCACCAGCGUAAAGACAGGCGGACGACACUCCCGUCAAUUCUCCUCUGGCAGUGCAAAACUCCUCAACGUCCCGCGAAACCGUGCGUCUUUCGACGUGAGCAGUGACGUUAGCAGAGAACAAACACCCCCACCACACCCACCAAUUCAUGAGUCUCAAAAAGACGAAUGAAAGGCCACGCUUGUCACUCGAUAGAUUCGAGGUCAGGAUACAGAAGCAUCUGAUUUCAUAUGUCACAUAAAAUACCACCCCGGGAACGAUAUUCAAACGUAUUGCGCACGUUGACUCAAACACGGCCGCAAUCACGUAUGACGAGUCCAACGAUAUUUACACUCCUUUAAUCAUCGACCCCAGAAAUACAUAAUCGCAAACUUGGACCCGAGGAGGCUGGAGCCUUGGAAAGAGAAACUUUUCUUCUUGGAACAUGUAUUGCCUGGAUGCGAUGCGAAACUUGCAUUUCUUUUUGUUUUUUUUUCGGUCAAAACAAUUUGCGCUGUGAUACCCCCUGCUUCGAUUGGUUGUGGUUGGGCUUGGGCAUGCUCAUCAUAAGCGUUUCUUUGUUUUUUUUCUCUAUAUUUUCGCGCUAGCGCCGCCGUUGUAUUUUGAUUUCCACACAAGUCCAACAGAAUGGAAUUUUUUUUGGGAUUACGGGGCUCUCAGGAGAGUCUCUUGAAUAGUAGUGUAGUAGUGUACAUGUUGGUCUGGUUCGAAAAGUUUAGGCUCGAACCGAAGAAGAUGAAAGAAAGGGUUGAAUAGAGGGCAUAAAUAUGCCGGUGGAUGAUGAUGUAUAGGGAAGGGAAGGAGGUGGAGAGAGAGGAGAUAGGAAUGAAAGAUUUAUUUGCAUC